AUGAAUCAAAGAUUCUAUAUUCUGACCGCCUCGAACAACGGAAAUUUGUUGACUCUGGGUGGAGCAGAAUUUCAAGCGACCAUAUCUGGCCCUGCAUACAUCACAUCCAACUCUGUAGAUGGUCAGGACGGUACAUAUUUCAUAGAUUUCUUGGCAACUCGUUCAGGAGAGUAUGUCGCCAGAGUAUUUCAAUUGCCUCAAGAUAUCGGAGGAAGCCCUGCCUCCUUCGCCGUCCUUCCCGGUCCCUCGUUCCCAGCUAACACGCUGGUCUCCUUGCAAGACGGGCAGGUGGUGACGGCAGGGCUGGCUUUCUCUUUCACAGCGCAAGCUCGAGACGAGUACGGCAACGCGCGAGGAGAAGGAGGGGAUGGUGUAGAGAUCGCUUUCAGACAUGCCAGCGGGGGAAGUGUACAGGUAUCGGUCCUUGACUUUGCAAAUGGCACAUAUGCUGUCGUCUUCUCUGUCACCGUAAGCGGCUCUUACUCCCUCUCCGUCCGUCUUGGCAGUCAAGAUAUCGGAGGAAGCCCUGCCUCCUUCGCCGUCCUUCCCGGUCCCUCGUUCCCAGCUAACACGCUGGUCUCCUUGCAAGACGGGCAGGUGGUGACGGCAGGGCUGGCUUUCUCUUUCACAGCGCAAGCUCGAGACGAGUACGGCAACGCGCGAGGAGAAGGAGGGGAUGGGGUGGAGAUCGCUUUCAGACAUGCCAGCGGGGGAAGUGUACAGGUAUCGGGUCUAGACUUGCAGACCGGCGAGUACAGCUUCAGCGCGCUCCUCACAGCGAGUGGCACCUACACC
Guillardia theta CCMP2712 is the source of this 795-nucleotide messenger RNA. RefSeq lists its product as hypothetical. Gene Ontology annotation, molecular function: actin filament binding. Lineage: Eukaryota; Cryptophyceae; Pyrenomonadales; Geminigeraceae. Gene Ontology annotation, biological process: actin cytoskeleton organization. The record is from RefSeq and is a predicted model, not a curated record. The annotation marks the transcript as partial. The transcript is spliced from 3 exons.